GUAAUGGUAAGUAUUGAAUUGAAGUCUAGUAAGUACCAGUGGGUAAUCUUCAAGCGGUGCUAUCGCGUGUGCGCACCGCUGGCAAGCCUUGGUCUCAAACCAUACCAUUCAUUCACUUUCCAUGGCUGCGCCGUCCACCCCGUCAGCCGAGUAUUUACUACGCUCAGCGACGCAAGGAUUUGAUCACCUCUUUGCAAAUGACAUCGAUGCAGCACAAAAGGCGUUUGAAUCUGAGGACACUCCUUUUCACUUGUUAGGACUUGGUGUUGUCGCAUUCAUGCAGGCAGCCCUCGGUAUGGAGACAGGUCUAAUGGACGAAGCUACUCGCUGCCUUACAGCGUCAGAAGCGGGCGCCAAGAAGCAAGCACGGGCGGCAAAAUCGUUGCCCUCAAACCAUCGAUUCGACGCUGGAAUGGAAUGGGAAGUCAUGCAUGCCGAUGCCGUCGUUCUGCUUGGCUUGACCCAUGCACUGAGUGAGUCAUACCGGGGCUACCUACAGUGUUUGUAUGAGCUCAACAGUGCCCAUUCCAAAUUUAACAAACUUUUCAAGACUGUCUACCCGAAUGGUCUCCAGUCUUACGCAACUCCAGCGACAACCCCUCUGCCAUCGCGUGAAGGCUCUGUUGGAAGCCCGGGAUCUUCAGUAACACAGUUUAAACUACCUACUGCGCCCAAGCCAGGCUUCUUCAGCAGGUGGUUCGCUCCAACGACUUCAGUACCCGCUCCUGGGACAAUCACAAAUCCGCCUAACGGGCCCGUUGAGGAACUCGUAUUGUCUGGAACCGCGUUUGGAUAUGGGUUGUUCAACCUGGUGCUUUCUCUCCUACCUGCAAAGAUUAGAAACGUGGUUGGCUUUUUUGGCUUCAAUCACGACCGCAUGCUAGCUCUACAGGCUCUUGCCGUUGCUGCCGCGGGGAAUGAUAUUCAUUCCGUCUUUGCUGGGUUGGUUCUCAUGACCUACCACGGAGUUGUUCUUCUUCUUGCCGGGUAUCAGGCAGACGAGGCGCAUAUUAUCAAGCAGUACAAGGCAAUAGUGUCAAGAGUAGACGCUCGAUACCCUGAUGGUUCCCUGUGGAUCCUGAAUAAGGCAAAAAUACAGCGCAUGACACACGAUACCGAUGGCGCGAUCAAGACCUUGAGGGACGGCUUGAAGCCUGAGAGGAAAAAGUCAUUCCCCCAGGCCGACACACUGCUCACAUUUGAGUUGGCCUGGACGCUCCUUUCGUGUCGUCGUUACGAAGAAACGGCGAAGCAGUUUUUAGACAUCACCAAACUGAAUAGCUGGAGUCACGCGACAUACUACUUCAUUGCGGCUGGCUGCUACUUUUCUUUGAAAAAUUACGAUAGAGCUCAGGAACUUUUGGACAAAAUUCCCCGCCAACUCGAAAAACGGAAGCUUGCAGGUAGAGAUAUGCCCACAGAAUCCUUCAUUAAGAAAAAGAUGGCUUUCUACAAGAGAAAGCAAGUUCGCCUUGGAGGAGAUGAGCAACGAUUUGUAGAAGCUAUCAGAAUCAGUCCCGCAGAAGAGAUUGCUAUUUUCUGGAAUACUCACGCACGUAUUGAGAGCUCCGUCGCCAUAGCGCAUAUCCAAGAGUGGUCCGCACUGACCCCAGCUAUCACGAAUGUCGAAAGCAAGUAUCUGGUGACGCCAGUUCCAACGCGCGCAAACGACGACCUCGAUACCGUUGACGAGCUUGCAAUACGCUCGCUCCUUCUUGGAAUUGUCCACUGCACCCUCGCCGAGUAUGCGCCUGCGCGCGCAUUCCUCCUCGAUGCAAUCGAGAAAGCCCCUGACGUCGAGAUCAGCUCCUGGGUUGGGGGUAUCUCCGCCUUCGAGCUGGCCGUACUCGAUUUGAAGGAGGCAGAUAUGAAGGCUGCGGACAUGAAGCUGGAUGAAGCGAUGGCGAUGUGGGAGGGCGUGCUCACGGGCGCCAGCGAGAGACUAGACCAAGCAUAUGCGCUGUCCACGAAGCAGACGGACCUGUCAUCGAGGCUUGAUAGCCGAAUUGUUAUGCUUCGGGAUGAGCUUGCUGACAAGCGUGAAUUGCUUGGACUUCCGGCAUGAAACAGUGCCGAAAGGAGGAGUUGUUGGUUUGGCACCUACGGGAGUCGGGACAGGACCACAGGUUGUAACAUACACUGCACCAUUACUUUACAAUAUACAUCUCGCACGUUGCAUCUAGUGACCUCAUGUCCAUCGCUUUGAUUAUUUAUGCAUCGUGACCGUAUGUAGCACAGACGGAUAAGAGUACACAAGUCUACAGGCUCUAAACUAGCCUCCGAAUCCGUCGUCGCGAUCGUUUGACAGACCUCCAUC
This is a messenger RNA of Suillus paluster, 2317 nucleotides long. Its product is annotated as outer membrane protein Iml2/Tetratricopeptide repeat protein 39. The record is from RefSeq and is a predicted model, not a curated record. Gene Ontology annotation, cellular component: cytosol; mitochondrial outer membrane; nucleus. Bases 122 to 2065 code for a protein of 647 amino acids. The transcript has 18 exons. Gene Ontology annotation, molecular function: protein binding. Lineage: Eukaryota; Fungi; Basidiomycota; Agaricomycetes; Boletales; Suillaceae.